Pygocentrus nattereri (red-bellied piranha) is the source of this 1609-nucleotide messenger RNA. It is a transcript of the gene cep15, whose product is annotated as chromosome 21 C3orf14 homolog. The transcript has 5 exons. Bases 493 to 846 code for a protein of 117 amino acids. The record is from RefSeq and is a predicted model, not a curated record. Lineage: Eukaryota; Metazoa; Chordata; Actinopteri; Characiformes; Serrasalmidae.
UGUGUAGCCAUGGAUACGGUUGAGGCUUUCAGUAGCGGUAGGCUAAGUCUGUGGUCUGUGCUGCUGGAAAAAUAUGAUUAUUUCUUUAAGCAAACUAGUUUUACAGUCCACAAUAACACGACUAUCGUGUAUCGUGUCCGACCAAGAGGACGCAGGUGUGCUGGUUUGUUGAGCACUGAAACGAGCCCAGAAGAGGAGGAAUGAGCCCGGCUUUAAACAGUAAACAGGCCCUCGUUUGUUAGUUAGCUAGCCCGGAGGAAAGUCAUGGGCAAAGAAUAAUUACUGUCAAAAUGAAGUUUGUUCUCAUUUAACCUCUUAGUUUUCUCAGCAUCCGAAUGGCUUCUAACCCCUACGACGAAGUUCAGCUCAACAAGAAACACGAGGAGAUUAGUGUUGCUUGAGAAAUCAGGUGACCACAACACAACCUCCAGAGAGUCCUGCCUAGUUUCACAGAUAUUUGGUUUGGGGAGAAGAGCUGUUUUACUGCAACAGAUGGAGAUUUGCUAUGAACAGCAGAAAGCUAAGAAAAAGAAGCAGGGCAUGAUGUCAGAAGCGGCACAUGAAAGAAACGUGAAAUUAUUGGAGGAUUUCCAGAAAGUAGAAAACUGUCUUCGAGCACGACCACUCCUGCAUCCUGAUGUCCUUAAUCUUCAGACUCGUUACUGGGCCUCUGUGGAACGGGACCUUCCGGAAUGGGAGAACUACUUGCUGGGGAAGGGUCCAGCACCCGUGACUGAAGGGGGACAAUUGCGAGGACUCCAGGUACAGAAAGACACUCGGCAAGACUCCUCACCUGCACGGAACAAGGGCAAGCCCCCUCGGCCCAAACCCAGAACUGAUGUGUGACAAAGCCUAUAGCGCUAGUCUGUCCCAGAGGAGGGGAGUUGUCUGCUGAAGCCUCAUACACUUAUGAAUUUGAGAUGCACAAACCAUGAUAACCGGGGUGGAUUAAUGAAGAGUCGUUAGACAAAUAGCCACACAAUAUUCAUAUUGCUUGGAAUUUUGGACAUUUUGUAUAUAUUUUUUUAGUUUGUUGUUUUCCAGUAUUUGUAACAGUUGAGUUGGACAUACCCCCUGCACACAUGUGGUUUCUUGCAUGACUCAUUUUUCCAUUGGAAACAUUGCUUUCUCAGUAAUUCAGUGAAAAAGCAAUUUAUGCUGCAGUACUUAGCAGCUGAUUUUUGUAUAUCAGGAAUAAACGUCACAGUCUAAUAUACUAAAAUAUGCUGCUGAGAAUAUUACGGUGUGGCAACAAGGAAAUCUAUUUACAGCCACAGACUACGCCUGUGCUGACCGAGCUGUUAGAUGUUAGAUAACGUGGAUAAAUUAAUAAUUUAUUGAUAUUUACAAAUAUAAUGAUGUUAAAUUUAUGUUCCACACCUGUCUAAUAAACUGCCAAAAAUGGUGUACAGAGCUGUCCUAGUAGCAGAUAGCAGUAAACUCCUUGGAACCACUUGUUUGCUUCGUCUUAUUGUUCAUAACUUUCAUAUUUCAUAAGAUACAUUCAAAAGGUGGGUGUUGUAUGAGGCUCUAACUGUCUUCCUUCCAGUCAAAUAAAUGGGUGAUGUAAUUUUAAACCCUCAUAAUAAAAGAAGCUGAAUUCACAGUU